Messenger RNA from Ochlerotatus camptorhynchus, 2261 nucleotides. RefSeq names its product myogenesis-regulating glycosidase-like. The record is from RefSeq and is a predicted model, not a curated record. Gene Ontology annotation, molecular function: hydrolase activity, hydrolyzing O-glycosyl compounds. Gene Ontology annotation, biological process: carbohydrate metabolic process. The coding region runs from base 197 to 2194 and encodes 665 amino acids. The transcript has 5 exons. Lineage: Eukaryota; Metazoa; Arthropoda; Insecta; Diptera; Culicidae.
ACAACCAGGUCGCAGGCAGUUCAAGCCCGAACAGAGACGGGGAAGCAAACAAAUCGGUCGAUCAGAAAUAUUUACUUUCUUCGUUUCGUGAUUGGUAGUGAUUGUUGUGUUUAAAUUUUCAACAGUGCCACCGAAGGGUAACCCCGUAACCUACUAUUGAGAUUAAACCGAACCCGUGUGUUAAAGCAAUGACAGUAUGGCGCUAAGAGUGACGCGAAAAUGUUUAGUCUAUUCGGUGGUGGCAGUGAUCGUCGGAGCUGCGGUGCUCGCUACGGCUCUAGUGCUGAUCCUGCGGGACGACGAAGAGAUCAUGAAGAGCUACAAGUUCGGCAGCAGGGAUUUGGUGAUCCAGCUGGAGGAACAACCCGACCAUCGGUACGUGCUCAGUUUGAUCAGAGAUGGCAUCUCAGUUCAGCGAAUCACCCUGGACCAUGACUUCACCGACGAUUCGGAGAUCGAAACUAUCCCUCGCGGUCUCCGCCUGGACGGCAAUGGGCAACGUAUUGAAAUCAAAGACAUCGAAGAUACAACAGAAUUUUCGAUGAUCAGCAUUACGCGAACGCUCCGCACCGGUCAGAUCGUGUCGGACCUGAUCCAUACCAACGGAAAGUUGAAGGAUCGGGAGAUUCAGUGGUACGGUGGACCGGAACAAAUGGAACAAUUCUACCCGAUUCAACGGUUGCGCUUCGAAGAUUACGCCUAUGUACCUAAGGAGUUGCACAGUGCGGCGAUCGUGGAGCGAUAUUGGCUGAACUCCGCUGGAGUAUUUUUCUACGUAGAGAAAGAGGUUCCCUUGUUUAUCGAUCAAGAUGAGGAAUCGCUACGGUUGACUGCGAAGAAAGAGUUGCCCUACUACACGUACGACGAGUCGUUUGUAUUCAACUAUCGGAUCGGAGUGGCUAAGGAUGUGAAAGAAGCUCACCUCAAGGCGGUCGAUAAGGUGUUGAACAAGCCAGUCGACAUACCCGAUGAACGUAUGGUGCGGCAUCCAAUUUGGUCGACCUGGGUACGGUACAGGAGACCGAUCAAUCAACAGACGGUGUUGGACUUUGCCAAGGAAAUCAAUGAUUACGGGUUCAAGAACGCACAACUGGACAUCGAUGACUUCUGGGAGAACUGCUACGGGUCGUUGGUCUUCAAUUCAUUAACAUUUCCGAAUGUAACCGAGUUGACGGAGCAGCUGAAGGAGAUGGGUUUUCGAGUAACACUUUGGAUUCAUCCGUUCAUCAACAAGAACUGCCAGCCAUGGUACACGGAGGCGCUGACUAAAGGGUUCUUAGUAAAAUCGCACAACGAGAGCAUUGGUUACAACACCAAGUGGUGGAACAGCGGAGAGGACGAAGCUUCGUACAUCAAUUUCAACAACCACGGAGCAGUGGAAUGGUUCCGACAGCGACUCGUUGAAUUACGGGAGCAAGGAAUCGAUAGUUUCAAGUUCGACGCCGGUGAAACCAGUUGGGCCCCGGUGGAUCCUGAUGUGGAAGGACCGAAGGCCCUGCUACCGGCGAGUAUGACCACGAGCUUCGUGCGAAUGUGUGCCGAGUUUGGGCCGAUGAUCGAGAUUCGAACCGGGUGGGCUACGCAAGACUUGCCGGUAUUUGUGAGGAUGCUCGACUUCGACACUCGCUGGGGUAGGAACAAUGGGCUGCAAUCGCUAAUUCCGACCUUGCUGCAGAUGAAUCUGAACGGAUACGCGUUCGUGCUGCCGGACAUGAUCGGCGGGAAUAUGUACGGCAGCGACAUACUAACGAAGGAGCUGUUCAUCCGAUGGUUGCAGGCGAAUACCUUUAUGCCGAGUAUGCAGUUUUCCAAGACUCCGUGGGAAAUUGAUGAUGAGAGUGUCACUAUAACGAAGCGCUUCACGAUGCUACACGAGGAAUACUCCGAUUACAUACUGCAACGGAUGCGUCUGGCAGUGGCGGAAGGCACCCCCGUCAACCCACCUAUCUGGUGGCUCGAUCCGGAAGAUGAAGAGGCUCUGAAAAUUAGCGAUGAGUACCUGCUCGGGGAGGACAUUCUGGUGGCUCCGGUCCUGACGGAAUUUGCCACAAAGCGAGACAUUUAUCUACCAAAAGGCACGUGGCGGGAUGGGAACACCAACCAAGUAUACGAAGGCGGUCGAUGGUUUUACAACCAUCUGGCCCCGAUGGAUACGCUGCCGUACUUCAUCAAGACUACGUUCCAAAUGCGAUAGUAGAAAAGUUCAGUUCGAAAUUCGUGUGAUAAGCAGUGAUCAAGAGUCAAGUAUUUUCUGAAGCUGU